AUGGCUCUUGAUUUCCUCACGAUCCAGCCGAUGUCAGCCGAGUGCGAGAGGCUCUUUUCUGCCGCAGGUCGAUUGGUGACUCCCCUGCGCAGCCGCCUUGAAGUCGACAUAAUCGGGAUGUGUCUAGUGCUGCGUUCGUGGAUACAAGCCAAGAUAAUCGACGACCUGGAUCCUCUGUUCGUUCCCACGCAAAUCAAGGUCGAGAGCAGCGCCAGAAGCGAGGCGGGCGCAAGAGAGUCAAUGGCGUCAUUUCUCGGCCGAGCGAGAGAGCUGGCAGAAGAGGAGAAAGGGUGGGAAUAG
Fusarium poae is the source of this 300-nucleotide messenger RNA. RefSeq lists its product as uncharacterized. The coding region runs from base 1 to 300 and encodes 99 amino acids. NCBI's taxonomy places the organism in Eukaryota, Fungi, Ascomycota, Sordariomycetes, Hypocreales, Nectriaceae. Gene Ontology annotation, molecular function: protein dimerization activity. The transcript has a single exon. The record is from RefSeq and is a predicted model, not a curated record.